Molecule: messenger RNA, 4693 nt
Organism: Eupeodes corollae
Lineage: Eukaryota; Metazoa; Arthropoda; Insecta; Diptera; Syrphidae
Product: trichohyalin
Exons: 3
Coding region: 536-3520 (994 amino acids)
Biological process (GO): potassium ion transmembrane transport; stabilization of membrane potential
Cellular component (GO): membrane
Molecular function (GO): potassium ion leak channel activity
Source: RefSeq, a predicted model, not a curated record
AGUAGUAUAUUUCAAGCGAUGAAGACUCGAGCAAUGGGUCAACAACAACGGUGGUUCUGCGAUUUCGAAAAUAUUUUCUAAAUUUUAUUUGAUUCGAUUGUUUUUUUUUUUAAACUAAUUUAUUUCUUUUCGACUUUCAAUAUUUUAAGCUGAUUAAUUUUGUUUUUAAUUUUGAAAAAGAUUUUAACCUGAAAACGGUGUUAGAAGUUUGAAAUUCUCUAUUUUCAUUUUUGAAAUAAGGGAAGACCUUAAAGUUUCACUUCGGAAUGCGAGCAAUAAAGUGAUAUAAUUAUAUUUUUAUUUUAGCAGAUAAAUAAUCGGUAUUAAUAUUUUCGUGUUCGAGUAUAUCUGUGUCGUGACGCUUUGAGAGUCUUUGUACAUAUAUACAAAAUAUACACGACACGUCGACAGACUUUUGAAGACAUUUUGCAAAAUUCUAUUUUUAACUACGGCGCGGCGUGCUAUUGCGAGAGAACAAAAACGUUAAAACAGGUCUAGAUAGAAUUUUUGUUGCUCGAUUGUCUACUGAAACAACAUGGAACCUGGUCAAGAGUCAUCAGAUUCAGCUGUUGUUCGACGUCGUCGAAGGGUAGCUAGGCCAACAAGGGAACAAACUCCAGAACCAGGGUUGGCGGCGGCGAGGCGAAAUUAUUCCGAUGAGAGUAGCAGUAAUUUCGAUCAGCAGGCAGUGCAAACGGUUCGAAUGCAAAUUCGACCUCCUGGCACUAUGUCAGCUCACGAGAGCAAGAUUCUGAGAAGACGCGAUAAGACUUUCGCUAGUGCAGCCGCACGAAGUCACUCCCAGCCUCGCCAGGCUGAGAGGCUAUCGUCGCCGGAGGCUUUUGAUCUAAUCAGAACGGUAGAAAAGAGAAGCCUUUCUUCACCAAGACACAAGGAAGAAUCCAGUGAAGGAGAACGGUAUGCCACAAGUCCCGAAAUCGUUGAUAACUAUCCUGGUUCACCAAGUCGUUUGCCUCCAGGACGUCAGGCCCCAAAGGAGGAUGAGAAUCUUAGCCGUUUAGAGCUGAAUUUAAGGAGGUUUGAAGAUGAACGCAGGAGAUUCGAAAUGGAGAAGAGAAUUUUCGAGAAGGAGAAGCGUGAGCAUAAAGUUCGUUACAAGCAGUAUUUAGACAAUGAAGAACGGAAGAGACUUAUGGAAAACUAUCGGAAGAUGAGCGACCGAAUGCACGUUCCCAAUGACCCUGAAGAGCGCCGUAGAGUCGUUCAGAGUUUGAGACUCUCUCGAAAUGAGGCUGCGGUUAGACAAAAGCAAGUGAGGCCAUCGAGGUAUGAGUCCUCGACACCAGUAUCGUCAUCAGAAUCAGAAGCUGUACAGGCUGAAGAUCAUCGCAAAAACCAUAGGUCACCGCCUCCGCCUUCCCAGCCUUCUCAAAAAUACCGUCCCAAAGAGACCUCUCCGCCAAGUGUAACUCCCCAAGCCCCACCAGUUCCAGUCCGUCGCAGUGUAAGUCGCAAUAACUCACUGUCUCCGAUUCGUCCAGCACGAAGAUCAAAAACUCCCGACACUAGCAAUAAUGCAUCUCGAAAGUCUUCAAUUGAAGAGCUCCCUACUGUUACUACCGUCAGCACGGAUAAUAUCGAACGAAAGAGAAGCUUUAGAAACUCCAGCUAUGAAAAUGAACUUCAACAGCGAGCUCUUGAAGAAAUUUAUCGUAAUGCAACUUCUGAAGAAACCAAAACACAAAGUCUUGGCCGCAAGAAAUCAUUAAGAAACUCUGAAAAGAGAAAUGGUUAUGUAGAAGAUGAUGAAGACCCCCAGACAAAUGGAUCACGAAAGUCUUCAAUUGAACGUGAGUUAGAAAGAAAACGAAACACCAUAGAAGAAAACUUGGAAAAGGCUCGAAAACUCUCUCUAGAAAAGGCUGAAGCUUUGCAACUUGCCAGAAAACGCAGCCUCGAGAAAGCUGAAUCCUUACAAAUUUUACGAAAACGUAGUCUUGAGGCUGCCGCUCAACCGAAAGAUCAAGCUAUACUUAAUGAAAAGCCUGAUGUAAAAUUGGUUAAACAGCCCUCGCUGAUUUCAAGAUUCAUUGCUUACAUGAAACGACCAAAAACAGCGUCCACCAAAGACGAAACCCGUGCACCGGCAGAAAAACUUUUAACAAAAGUCUUCUUUCGCGAAAUGUCUCGUGAGUUUCGUUUCGAAUGGCUCAAACUCAAGGCCGAUUAUCCUCGCGAACUUGAUGCAAUGUGCCGCGAGCGUAACAAAUGUCUGGUGAAUUUUAUAAUUCUUGUUUUGCUGUGUGGCUUUGGAGGCUUAAUGUUUCGUUACACGGAAGGAUCUUUGGAAAAUAUCUACAAAUGUGAGGUGCGAAAGGUCAAGCGGGAUUUUAUUGACCACUUAUGGACUGUAAGUCAUAAUAUGAGAGAAGAUGAUUGGAAAUCAGCCGCUCGAACGAAGUUAAGAAAAUUCGAAGAGGAAUUACAUGCCAUGCAAGAACUUGGAAUUCGUCGAUUUCCAGGAAUGAAAUCGUGGAAUUUUGUCAAUUGCGUCUUGUAUUGCUGGACCGUGAUAACGACAAUAGGUUAUGGCCACAUAACACCUCAAACUGUACUCGGUCGAUCGUUGACAGUCAUCUACGCCAUCAUAGGAAUUCCAAUGUUCCUGAUAUUGUUGGCAGAUUUCGGUAAACUCUUUACUCGAGCAAUUAAAUUCGUGUGGGCCUAUGUAAGGCGCAUCUACUACACCGGAACGUGUCGAAAAGUUCGAAAACAACAGCAAGUCAUGGACGUCAUUAGCGGAUUUAACACAAUGUACGACUAUGCUGUCCGACGACCAAGUCAAUACUUUGGCAACCCCAAUGACGAGGAAUCAGCACACCCAGACGCUCCAUCAGAGCAUCCACCAAUAUCUAAUCAACUCUACCCAAACCCCCAAACUCCAGGCUCACAUGUGCCAUCCCAUUUGGAAACACCAUCUACUCCGUAUCCUGAAACCUUUGAGGUCAACGAUGAAUUCAAUUUACCCAUCUCACUGGCCAGUGUCAUACUCGUCUCAUACAUCCUCGUGGGAGCAUUUGUGUACACGAUGUGGGAGGAAUGGACAUACUUCGAAGCUUUCUACUUCGUUUUCGUGUCCAUGUCAACGAUUGGAUUUGGUGACUUCGUUCCGAAUCAUCCGAUUUUCAUGAUGUGCAGCAUUAUUUACCUGAUUUUCGGUCUGGCGCUAACUUCUAUGUUCAUCAAUGUGGUGCAAAUUAAAUUGAGCAAUACUUUUAAGGAUGCAAGUGCGAAGAUUGGUGCAACAAUUGGUCUAACAAUGGCCGAAGGAAGUGAGUCGAUUGUCCCAACGCCAUCGGAUAUAGCUUCUGUUCAUAUACCAAAGUUGGGAACAAUUGGUGAAGCCAUGAGUGAGGAGUUAUCGCCGAGUGAUGUUAUAAACUUGCCACCGCCGACAUUUGAGCCUGGUCCACCUCCACUUCUACCCAAGAAGGGAACAUUAGCCCCUGAACCUGAAGAGAAGCCGCCAAAGAAGAAAAAGGGUUUCUUUAAGAAAUAAAACCAGAAUCCAGCCGUCAUUUAAGAACAUUUUACAACUAGUCAGUUUUCUUUUUAGGAAUUUUUAUAUGCGAGUGCCUUUUUUUUAAAUUUUGUGUUUACAGCUUUAAGCUUAAAGAGAAAUAUUUUUACAAGUUUUUAACUAAUGAAAAAAAAUUAAAAAGUAAAUUUAAGUAAAAAUAAUAAUUUUGAGAGUUUUAAAGACCUGAAGAAGAUUAAAUAAUUAAGUGUUUCAAAGUUUUGAGGAAAACCUAGCGAUAUGUCAUGGCAAUCAUGAUACAGAUGAAUUAAUUAAUUCUUUUUAUUGUGAUUGCCACAGAAGAUCGCUACGGUUUUGCUGAAGACAUUUUAAGAUAGAAAUUUAGAUUCAAUGUCUUAAAUAUUUAAUAAGUAAAAUACGUAGGCCUUAUACAUUAAUUUUAAUUUAACAAUUUUAUAUUAAAAACGAUCAUAUUAUUAAAUUAAUUGAAUACAUUAAUAAUUUAUAAUACGAAUCUAUACUUAUUUUUUUAAAACUUCUGUUUCUACACAAGUGCUGGAGAUUAUUUUUAUCAAUUUUAACUGAUCACAUUUAGAUUAUUGUUUAAAAUAUCAAAUUAAACUUAAAUAACAUUUCAGCUCAAUAUAUUAUAGAAACAUGAUUUUAAUUAUACAGAACUUUCGGAUUAGAUAUCACUUUGAAUCUGAACCAAGUUAUUCUUUAGUUUGAAGACUUAUAAUAACUUUUUGAUUUUUAGUAAAUAAAAAUGGUAUUUGAGUGUUUCUUUUUUAUUGUAAAAAUACAUUUAAAUAGUUUGAACAAAUUUUUAUAAAUUAAGUAAAAACUUGAAUAUUAAAACAUUUCAUCCAUCAAUUGUCAAAAAUUUCAAUUCAAAGAAUUUCUACGACACAGGUGUCAAAAAAGCUCGUGGAAAAUGGUAUUCUUUUAAAAGUAAAAGUUUAUAAAAAUAUAAAAUUAUGAGUUAUGAUUUUUAAAUCAAUUUUAUUUAAUGGAAAUAAACAAAACAUAUUAAUUUAAGAAGUAAAUACAUUUAAACGUUUUUUUGCCUCAGAGAGAACUUUGCUAAAAAAAAAAUAUUUUAUGAAAUAAAUGUGUUAUAAGACAAAAUUUAAAUAUAAUAUUAAAUGAAAAAAAUAUUUAAUAAAAGUUAUUCAGUGUAAGGUAAACAAUUAA